Messenger RNA from Carassius auratus (goldfish), 2608 nucleotides. Its product is annotated as chondroitin sulfate N-acetylgalactosaminyltransferase 1-like. Gene Ontology annotation, molecular function: glucuronosyl-N-acetylgalactosaminyl-proteoglycan 4-beta-N-acetylgalactosaminyltransferase activity. Gene Ontology annotation, cellular component: Golgi cisterna membrane. The coding region runs from base 537 to 2279 and encodes 580 amino acids. Lineage: Eukaryota; Metazoa; Chordata; Actinopteri; Cypriniformes; Cyprinidae. The record is from RefSeq and is a predicted model, not a curated record. The transcript is spliced from 7 exons.
CGGACCGUUGUAUGAAGUUCAGCUUCCAGACUACUUUUAUGGACCGUAGCCAUGGACGUCUAAUGGCUAAACCUUCAAUGAAUGGUUUUGUCUUUUGGGUCACUGGGAGCGCUGAAGAAUGGAGGAUCCAUUCCAGACAUUCUCUCAAGGGUCUGUCAUGCUACCUCAAAGAAGAAUGAGCAAUUUUCACCAGAUGGAGAUAAGCACAUGUUGCUACUGAACUGGUCCAAUGGUUCAUUUGUCUGGACAGAGAACUAAUAGGACACUGAAGAAGAGGAAGUGGCCGUAACUUGACCCAUGAGAAAGUAUGUGCAUGAAGAGCCAGGCUGAAGUUAAAAGAGCGGGUGAAAUGGGACUCAACAGUAAAGUUUUAAACAAAAUUUUCUUUGUGUUCUACACCUGGGAAAUAUGAGACUUUAGUUGACAGACAAAACACAAACAGUUCUUCUUCAUUUUAAUCAAAGACAUACCCUAGUGACUUCAACAAGUGGUUCUGGCAUGGGCGGCCUUUGGCUGAUCUUUAUGUCUUGUUUUUGAUGGUACGCAGAGAUGCCCCAACUUUAUUGAACUACGUCAUCCUACCCAACUUGUUGUUGAGGAUGUCAGCUGUGAUGCUGCGCAGGGGUCUUCUGGCCUGGCUCUCACGUGUGGGUGUUGUGUUAGUGGUGGUGUGCUGUUGUCUUUCCCUGCUUUAUGCCAUCACCUGCAGCCCCCAUGCUGAUGAGCUCAUGGCUGGGCAGCCCUUGCCCAGGGCUGGAGGGAUGGCUAUGCCAGGAGGACCAAGCAGGCAAGGUGGGGUUGGAGGUGCCCCCGUAGGCCCUGCUGGACGGGAAAGGUUCCAAGCCCUUCUCCAAGAGCGUGAAGAGCAGCACCGGCAGCAUAUUACCAGCUUGAAAAAACAAAUUGCUCAACUUAAAGAGGCUCUCCAGGAACGGAGCAAACAACUUAAAGGCCUGCAGGACUCUGUGGAGAAGACACCUGGGAAGGGGACGGUGGGUGACAUGGCUGACGACCACAGUCGCAGCGACCUGCAGGAGUUCCUACGCAGCCAGCUGAGCCGGGCGGAGGUGCAUUCUGGCGUUCGACUGCCAAGCGAGUACGCUGUAGUGCCCUUUGAGAGUUUCACCUUACAACGUGUCUACCAGCUGGAAAUGGGGUUGACCCGUCACCCUGAGGAGAAGCCGGUGAGGAAGGACCGCAGGGAUGAGCUGGGGGAGGUGGUGGAGAGUGCACUGCACGCCCUCAAUGCACCCAAUCAAGGUGGAGACCAAACAAAAGCUAGCAAAGUCUACACACCAUCAGACUUUAUAGAAGGCCUAGCGCGCACUGAGAAGGACAAGGGCACGCUGUACGAGCUGACCUUCCGUGGAGAGCAGAAGCAGGAGUUUCGCCGGCUGCUCCUCUUCCGCCCCUUCGGCCCCCUCAUGAAAGUGAAGAGUGAGCUGGUGGAGUCGGCCAACAUGGCCAUUAACAUCGUGCUGCCUCUGUCCCAGAGAGCCGACAAAUUCAGACAGUUCAUGCACAACUUCAGAGAGGUGUGUGUGAAGCAGGACGGCCGGGUGCACCUUACCGUGGUUUACUUUGGAAAGGACCAGAUGAAUGAGGUCAAAGGAACCUUGGAGAACACAUCGAGGGAGCUGAAUUUCCGUAACUUUACUCUGAUUCAGCUGAAUGAGGAGUUUUCUCGGGGUCGAGGGCUGGAUGUGGGCGCUCGUGCCUGGAAGGGAGGCAAUGUGCUGCUCUUCUUCUGUGACGUGGACAUCUUCUUCACAGCUGACUUCCUGAACACUUGCCGUCUGAAUGCCCAGCCAGGAAAGAAAGUGUUUUACCCCAUUCUCUUCAGCCAGUACAACCCAGCUGUAAUCUACGGCAGUCAUGAUCACAUGCCCCCUGUGGAACAGCAGCUGACCAUUAAGAAAGACACAGGCUUUUGGAGGGACUUUGGCUUCGGAAUGACCUGCCAGUACAGAUCAGAUUUCAUCAGUAUAGGUGGUUUCGAUGUGGACAUUAAAGGCUGGGGCGGUGAGGACGUCCACCUGUACAGGAAGUACCUCCACAGUAACCUGCUGGUGGUGCGCGCCCCGUCACGAGGUCUCUUCCACCUGUGGCAUGAGAAGCACUGCGCUGACGAACUGCCUCCGGACCAGUACAAGAUGUGCAUGCAGUCCAAAGCCAUGAACGAGGCCUCGCACGGCCAGCUGGGCAUGCUGCUCUUCAGACACGAGAUCGAGGCACACCUCCGCAAACAGAAGCAGCGGAGCGGAGCUAAAAAAUCCUGAUGGACGUUAUCGCAUGUAUACAUGCUCUUAAAGAGACAGGAACGUUCUGUCCUUAUUUACUGAGCCUCGUGGAAGCAGAGCUCUGGUUCUUCUUUUUGCUGUUUUUACAGUGAAUACUGACUGAAGCUUAUAAAAUCAUUUUAAAAGGGAGCAACCUAUGUUUAUGAUAAAAAUUGUAAAGAAUUGAAUAUUUUUAUUGAAUCACAUCGCAGAACCAGUUUGAACGAUUUACUCAUUAUUCAGACUGAUCUGUAAUUUUUUUCUCUCCUGUUUCUUGUUGUAUUGCUUUAGAAGUCUUGAAAUGUAGUAUAAAAAUAAUUACACUGCCA